This is a messenger RNA of Thunnus maccoyii (southern bluefin tuna), 1590 nucleotides long. It is a transcript of the gene hes4, whose product is annotated as hairy-related 9. The coding region runs from base 269 to 1141 and encodes 290 amino acids. Gene Ontology annotation, cellular component: nucleus. Gene Ontology annotation, molecular function: DNA-binding transcription factor activity, RNA polymerase II-specific; RNA polymerase II cis-regulatory region sequence-specific DNA binding; protein dimerization activity. NCBI's taxonomy places the organism in Eukaryota, Metazoa, Chordata, Actinopteri, Scombriformes, Scombridae. Gene Ontology annotation, biological process: anterior/posterior pattern specification; regulation of transcription by RNA polymerase II; regulation of neurogenesis. The transcript has 4 exons. The record is from RefSeq and is a predicted model, not a curated record.
GGGAGCACGCGAGCCGUCUAUAAGUACCGCAGCGGCGUGUGUCGGCGGCAGAAGCGGAGAUACGUCCUGCACGACGCAACGCACGCUCCCGUACUCAGAUGACAGCGCAGUGAUAACAAGCGAUAUAACGCAGACUGAUCGGUGGACCCGACUGUCGCGCAUCUCUUAUAUGUUCUGCAGCGACACAUAAAGAUUUUUUUUUUCUUCUUUCCUGGCGCUUCCAAAGAGGAUUUACUUCUUUUACGCAUUUUCCCUGCUUUGAUCAAUAAUGCCAGCUGACACUAUGGAAAAGCAGACGGCAUCUCCUAUUGCCGGUGCCCCUGCAAACGGAUCACACACACCGGACAAACCGAAAAAUGCCAGCGAGCAUAGAAAAUCAUCCAAACCCAUCAUGGAAAAACGCCGCAGAGCGAGAAUAAACGAAAGCCUUGGGCAGCUCAAGACACUCAUCCUGGACGCACUUAAAAAAGACAGCUCCAGACACUCCAAGCUGGAGAAAGCAGACAUCCUGGAAAUGACAGUGAAGCACUUGAGGAACCUGCAACGCGUACAGAUGAGUGCACUCUCAGCAGAUGCUACCGUCCUGAGCAAAUACAGAGCAGGAUUCAACGAGUGCAUGAACGAGGUCACCCGCUUCCUGUCCACCUCAGAGGGGGUGAACACGGAGGUGAGGUCGAGGCUCCUCAACCACUUGUCCAGCUGCAUGAGCCAGAUGAUGUCCAUGAACUACCCGCAGCAGGCCCCGUCCCAGCAGGCGCACCUGGCACAGCCCCUCCAUGUGCAGCUCCCAUCCACUCUGCCCAUCAGCGGCGCCGCCAUGGGCUCCAAACUCAGUCCUGCAGAGGCCGUCUCCCCCAAGGUCUUUGGUGGGUUCCAGCUGGUGCCCGCAACCGACGGACAGUUCGCUUUUUUGAUCCCUAACCCGGCCUUUGCCUCCGCCACAGCCCCUGUUAUCCCUCUUUACGCAAACGCAGGAGUGCCUGUUGCAGUUAACGCCAGUCCGGUGCACGGCGGCUCGGCACCGACUGCAGCAUCUCCAGUCCACGGCAUGACGUCCUUCUCUGGGGGGUCCCAGGCGGUCAGCCCGGUUGGGGUCAGCACCGGCUCAGAGAGCAACGAGCCUGUGUGGAGGCCUUGGUAGCGUAAAGGCUAAGAGACUCAUGUGAAACCAGUUUGCAUUACUUUUCCAGUUUAGACUUUUAACUGACUGCACACAAGGCUGUUGCGGGGGUUUGAACCUGUGACUUUUCCGCUACGGGACGGUAACUCUAACCACUUAAUACCCACCCGUAGUUCUAAUUGUUUCGUUUUAUGGAACAGGGGCCUUAGAUGGCACAACGUUUUUAUCAUUUAUUGCCUGAUUCCAAAAUUUGGAUGUUGGUGAUAAAUAUGCUGUACACGCAGAUGGAAGAUUUAUAGGAUUUUUUGUUAUGAAGUACUUUUUAUGAAAAGGUUUAGUUUUGUACAGAGUUGUUAUUGAUUGUUAUACCAAAGCUGUGUUUUAUAUUCCUUGUUGUUUUUGUGUUGAAAGGAAAAAACUGAAGUUGGGUGAUGGCCCAUUGUUUUAAUAAAUGAGAUUUCAGAAAUUAA